Hipposideros armiger (great roundleaf bat) is the source of this 1110-nucleotide messenger RNA. It is a transcript of the gene ACTL8, whose product is annotated as actin like 8. The record is from RefSeq and is a predicted model, not a curated record. The coding region runs from base 1 to 1101 and encodes 366 amino acids. Lineage: Eukaryota; Metazoa; Chordata; Mammalia; Chiroptera; Hipposideridae. The transcript has 2 exons.
AUGGCCUCGAGAACCAUCAUCAUCGACCACGGGUCUGGCUUUGUGAAGGCUGGCUUGUCCGGCUGGAACGAGCCCCAGAUGGUCUUCCCGAGCAUCGUGAACUACAGCCCGUGCCGGGAGAACCCCGGGCCCAGCUACGCCCGGCGGCGCCUGGGUCUCGGCAUUGACCUUUUCCGUCCCGACACCUUUAGCUACCCUGUCCAGCGUGGCCGCGUCUUCAACUGGGAGGGAGUGGAGUACAUCUGGUCCAUUGUCCUGGAGAAAUACAGGCGGGAGGACAAGGAGGCCCCUGUGUUGAUGACAGAAUGUCCCCUGAAGGAGCCUGCAGACCGACAAAAGACCCUGGAGAUUAUGUUUGAGUUACUGAACGUCCCGUCCUUACUACUGGCUGACCAGAUGGAGAUGUCGCUGUAUGCCUCUGGCCUCUUGACUGGCGUGGUGGUUGAUUCUGGCUACGGCCUGACCCGCGUCCAGCCCUUCCACCUGGGCCACCCGAUACAGUCCAGCAGCAAGACGCUGGAAUUUGGGGGCCAGGAUCUCUCCGACUAUCUCUUCAAGAGCCUCUUUAAGGAAGAUUGCAACAAACACAACCUGUUUCAGCUGGAAACGGUUACCACCACUCAGGUACACAAGUGCUACGUGCCGCAGAAUCUGGGGGAAGCGCUGGACUUUCGUCAGAGCCUGCCGAGUGGCUCGGAUGAGAGUAACACCUAUCAUCUCCCGGAUGGCACCCCCGUGGAACUGACCCCCAUGCAGCGGCUGGCCCCCGAGAUGUUCUUUAGUCCCCAGAUGUUCGAUGUGCAAGGGCCCAGCAUCUCCCAGGCUGUCGUGGAUUCCAUCAAGACCUGCGAAGCCUCCUUGCACCCCCUGCUUGUCUCUCACGUGAUGGCCUGUGGGGGGAACACCAUCUACCCGGGCUUCACCAAGCGCCUGUACAAGGAGUUGACCACAGAUCAUUUCUCCUGUUCCAAGGCCACCAUGUGGGUGGGUUCCCACAGAAACCACAGCGUCUGGCUGGGAGCAUCUGUUGUGGCCCAUCUGUCUACUUACAAGUCUGAGUGGAUGACCAAAGAGGAGUAUGUGGAGGGUAUGAGGCUGUGAAUUGUUGGC